ACGGCCGUCAACGUGUGCCCUCAAAAUUCUCUAAAUAAUGCAGCCAACAAUGCCCACAAACACUUCCUCCUGUUUAACCGCAAAAGCCGUCAACGGAAACUGAAAACCUUGACCCCUUUUUGUGAGCGAAAGAAGAGAACAUGAAAACCUGAAAUAGAGAUACACAACAGACUGCCUUUGUGUGCAUCCCCUUUGUGUGAGAGAGGAGGGAAGAAUUUUCCAAGGAGACUUCCCCCUUUGCUGCCACCGAUCGUCCGUUGUGUGUCUCUUUGAUUCCUUCCAUUUUGAUUGAACAUUCGAACAAAAGAGAGUGGACUGAAAUUAGUAGCUAUAGCUAGCCAAGCCAUCGGUACGAAUGAAGGGAUAGAGGAACGAUGCCUCUGCUGCGAAUACAACGAAGCUCCAGCAGUGCGAGUUUGAAGUUGUGGGAAAGUCGAACCACCACCUUUGAACACGACUUGUACAACAACGACGACGACGACGACAACGAGAACAACGGCAAUAACAACAAUCAGAGAAGAUCCAAUCGACAAAAAAUGAGGGAACCUGCCGCUCAAAGACUGAUGAAUCAACAGAUCGAUCGUUCCGAUUCGGCAGAUGCCGAGAGCCUUACCAAGCGUAGAAGCUACGGAAGCAACAUUGGUAUUGGCAAACCCGUUCGGCAGUACAAAAAGUUGUUUCCAGAGAGGCCCUUGCCUGAUUUUGUAGCGGGCAAGUCAUCAUCCUUCCAGAUCCCAAACGAAGAAGGGAUUGAAGCCGUGCUGCCACCGGGAGAAAUGGAACCUUGGAAGGUGCCGCAAUCUCUCAAAAGAUAUAAAGAACCCAAACUGCCAACCAAACGAGGGGAAAGACCGCUGGCUCAGCAGUAUUCAGAAUUCCCCAGACAUACACGAUGGAGCUGCUUUCCUUCUGCAAGUCACUUUCGGAAAACACAUCAGAUUCCACACACCAUCACCUCCUCGGCCCCACCAGCCAUGACGGCGUCGUCUUCUUCGGAGGAAGGCAUUCGCCAAGAACGAUUUGACCAAUCCUUUGAGCUCUAUCGUUCUCGCGAGAGUUUCGAACAGCAGCAGCAGCAACAACAACCACAACCUCAGCAUGAACCAGACUAUGCCGUUGUGGCCAACGCCUGGAACACACCCAUCCUGACGCCUGCUGGCAACGGCUUUGUGGAUCGAUGUCUUGCUGAUUCAACGUUUUCCUCCUACUCGUCUUCCAACGCAUCGUCUCCACCAGAUCCAGAUCCGGUAGCCUUGUCAAAACAGCACAAGCCACAAGACGACUACGACAACAACAAGAAGAAAAAGAACAACGGAGAUGGAAGCAUUACACAGGGUGCAGAUGCGACCAACAAGAAGAAACCAAAAUGGAAGCAACGACUCUUCUUCUGGAGCAACAGCAACAAUAAGAUGAAACGUAGUCAAAGCAUGGAUCAAAUGCCCACAACGGCAAUAUCACCGUCCACUCCUACACGAGAACUUCCCAAUGCCAGAGAUUGGGCAAAACGUGAAGAAGAAGAACAACAAGAAAACGCCAAAUGGGAAACUAGAGUGGAUGGGGACUUUGAAGUAGAAUGCGAGUAUCGAGGGGAUGUCAGUGUGAAGGAUUGGUUCACGGCACGAGAUCAAUCACCGUUUGUGGGACUGAAUACCACCGCCGACACUGCAGCUGAACACGUUGUGGGUACGGAAGAACAACAGCCUCCUCCUGUUGGACAUCCAGAAGAAAGCUUGUUGGAAACACCCUCGUCGUCGUCAUUACCAUCUCCUGGUGUGAUGGAAUUGGGACAGUACGCAAGAGAAAAGCGUUCCAAAGCUGCAAGCAAUUCCAAAUCCAAAUCACCUUCGCCUCGUUCACGACAAAAGCCUGGUAUUCUCUGUGCCUUGCCCAGCUUUGGCGGUAGCUCCGCCAAAGCCAAGCAGAGCAAGACAUUGGAUAUUGAUGAUGAUGAUGAUGAUGAUCUGGUCAACUUUCCAGACCCCGAGUUUGCGGAUGUGGAGGCGUCAGACGAUAAUUCAUAUUUGGCAGUAUCUUACACGGAAGAGGGCGCCCAGCUAGUCAUGCAACAAUCGGGCGAUUUCUCCAACAACGAUGUUGCCGAUUACCAACCCCUUCACCUUCAUCAGCAGCAAGAAGAGAAGCAGCGGGAGGCUUUGCACCAGCAACAAUUUCAAGAACAGACACCGCACGUAGAAGUAUCACCCACUGGGUUUGCAGAACAAGAAUUUUUGGAUGACAUUGUGGAUGAACUGCUUCUUGAAGAGACGGACACGCACAUGGAUGAUUCGCUGCAGUAUCUUGGACAGUACUCCAUCAAGUCGGCAUCACAGAGCCAAAGGAGUGGUAACAACAAGAACUUGGGAGCCAACUUUCCCCAUCCGGCUGCACAGUUGAGAAGCGAUUUUGUUCAGGGACAGCCUGUUCGUCCGGCCAGAUUGGACAACGACGAUGUGACUCCCAAAACUAUGGCUCCCAGAAACAACUCUAGGAAUGAAAACGUUCACGCUGGCUACACUCCUGGAUCGCACGCAAACCCUGUGGACAACAGCAACAGAGUAGAAAAGGAAGUGAUUGGGAGCAUGACUUACCAUCACUACAAAGGCACUGGCACGCACCUGGAUCAAACUGGAAGACCUUCUUCCGCUACCAACUACACUUCACCUCCUGUGAUUCGCACAAUACAAUCGAAUUCGAAGCCCCCCCUUCGACAGAGACAUCAAGAAGCAUGGAUACCGCCAAAACAGCACGAGGAAUCAUCUUAUCGUGAGCCGCGGACUUCCUAUGGAUUGUGCCCGACAGCCCCACCUCUCCCCACGAGCAAAUAUUCAUAUCCUGCAUGCUCCAGCCGCGGCAUGUCCCGCUGGGAUCUAUCACAAACCACCGACUUGACCUGGGACCAAUCCACAACGAGGACCAUGUCCACGCUUUCGUAUUCGGGAAUGUAUCCCUUUCAAGACUGGCGCAGUGCAGCUACGGGUGGGCAGCAAGAUCGAUGGGCUAUCUAUCAACCCAUUCAAAGCUUAGCGAAGGGGGUGAACGCAACAUUGUGCGAAAACCUCUACCCUAAGCAGGAGCAACCGCCAUCGGUUCCCUUUGAUGAGAUGGAGAUGGAUUACCGAAGGAAGCGCGGAACCGCUGCUCCUAAGCAAGAAGUCCUUCGCUCACAAUCAUCCAUGUCAUCGUUUUACGAGAGAGGGUAUCGAGACUACCGUCGGCCAAUCCGAUCACAAUCGGCGUCCCAAGAUUCACGGGUACGACAUGCAGAAAGCUCAAUGGAGUCGCGAACGACCGAGCAACCCACAAUUCUCACGGCAGAAAGCGACAAACGAAGGCAGCUACUCUAGGUUGCCAGGGCUAGCUUUGACUUUGUCACGCAUCGCCAAACUCCUGUCGUCUCUGUUUCGGUUCACGGUCAACCUCUUUCGUCAUGUUUGUUCCAACUUGGAUUGUCUCGGAUAACCAGCUAGCUAGCUAGCUAGCUAGCUAGCCAGGUACUGUGGGAAGUGAUAGAUAUCAUACAAGUGAGCAUUGUACCGCAAGCUAGAUGUAACUUUGAUGUAAAGGGAUUAAAGGAAACAACUGGACCGACCUCUUGAUGUUGUCAUUUUUUGUGUGAAGGGAUGGACCAACAGCACCAUACCGAUACCGUAAUAAGCCAACGUACAGCUGUUAGCUUCAUCCCAAGCGGCAUUGUGAAAUCAAAUCUUUGGAAGUCGUACAUGUAUUACAGAAAUAUGCUACGCUACCCUGAUCCCUCAUAAUUUGACAGCUUUUGCUGUGUAUUUUGGGGGGUGGACGUUCCGUGGAUUCGGUCACUUGGAACUUCGAAAUUGCCACCGCUUGCGGAGAAUUAAAUUUUCCUUGGAGAAAGGCUCUUAUGGGAAGCUACGACCACUGAGACCAAAGCACGAAUGGUCUGGUACCGGUACCGGUAUUAAAUAUCAGCCGGACCAGUAACGAAUUAAUUUUGACGAUAUCGAUGGACACACGCAAGAAAGAUAAAUCGAGUUCGCUGCGUUUAUGCGUUUAUUACAGGUUGUCAGGAGAAAGUACCAGGUAUGUGUACUAGUAGAUGAUAACAAAGAUUCUCCACGUGGUUUCGCCUUCCCUUCUAAGCCACCUAAAAAUGGCUGUGUAAAUGCGGACCACACAAACAACAGUAAAGGUUGACCAGCCACCAGCCAUUAUCAAUAGCUAUCCAUAUACCAGUGAGAAUCUGAUAGCCGGAGAGUUGCCGGGGUUUAGCUAGUGGCGACGUGCUGCAGCCGAAGGGCUUGAAUGACGACGUAGAAGGCACGGAACUCUGUGGUCCUCAAACGCCACAGCACGAUCACCUCUGCAAUUGUGCUUUAAUUAAAAUUCCUCAUUAUUUAUUUUUGAUCGAUAACUGAUCCAUGCAGGAUUAGAAGUAAAAACUCCACAAGUGGAUGAAAACCGCGCAGAAAAGGUGCAAAGAGACAGGGACGAAAAAAACUUUCUCACAUGCCGAGCCAUGACUACUGAAAUAAUGCUGGUACAUAUGACAUACAUGCUAGGCCAAUGUGUUGGUACAAUCCACUAUAGAAUGUGGAUUAGUAUGACUACCCUUCUUCC
Seminavis robusta is the source of this 4593-nucleotide messenger RNA. Lineage: Eukaryota; Bacillariophyta; Bacillariophyceae; Naviculales; Naviculaceae. The record is from the annotation of a GenBank genome assembly.